AUGCCUAUCGCAGAAUCUAGUGAUCAAUACUCUGUAUGGGUAGGAUUAAUUUAUAUAUUCAAUCUAAUUGUUGGAACUGGAGCUCUUACCCUACCAGCAGCAUUUGCUCGAGCAGGAUGGGGUUUAAGUACAAUUUCCUUGGUAUUCCUAGCUUUUAUGAGCUUCAUGAAUGCUACAUAUGUUAUAGAAACUAUGGCCUGCGCUAAUGCAGUAUUUAAAUGGAAAAGACUGCAGUUUUUAAAACGAAGCAGUGUAACAGAGAAUGAAUCAGAAGAUGAAACAAUAGUGUCCCAAAAUGGGUAUGGCGAGAUGGAGGAUCCCCUUGUCUGUGGUGACUCUAUUCCUUCCCGCUACUACAGCUUGGAUAAUCGCAUAGAGUUAGGGGAGAUGGCCAACUUAUUCUUAAACAAAUCUGGGAGGACUAUGUUCUAUUGCACUCUAUGUGUAUAUUUAUAUGGCGAUUUGUCUAUUUAUUCUGCAGCAGUCUCGAAAUCCUUGAUGGAUGUCAUAUGCUCGCCAGUCCCAAAUAACUUAACAAAUGCGACAGAUUGGGAUAUUCUGCCUUGUUUCAACAGACCCGACGCCUCGUACACACGUUUCGACUGCUACAGAGUGGCGUUGUUAACCUUCUUCGGGGCGAUGGGACCGUUUGUAUUCUUCAAUGUACAGAAAACUAAAUAUUUGCAGCUCUUCACAUCGGGAAUGCGAUGGCUUGCUUUCGCCAUAAUGAUAUCGAUGGCGAUCCGCCUGCUGGCGGUGCGCGGGCCGCGGGGACACCCGCCCGCCUUCGACGUCACCGGCAUGCCCACUCUGUUCGGCGCCUGCGUCUACUCCUUCAUGUGCCACCACUCCUUACCGGCUCUUAUAAGCCCUAUAAGAGGAAAAAGCCACAUCGGACUCCAUCUCUCUCUAGACUAUGCACUCAUUAGCGUCUUCUAUCUCCUUCUAGCGUUCACAGGAGCAUUCGCAUUCGCGCAACUCAAUGAUCUAUACACACUCAACUUCGUACCAACAGAUAACGAGAAUAUUUUUUUGGAAAUUGUUGAAUACUUCCUAGCUUCGUUUCCGGUGUUCACGUUGUCCACUAGUUUCCCCAUCAUAGCGAUUACUUUAAGGAAUAAUUUACAAAGUCUAUUUCUAGAUACCAGUCGACUGGAGUCGUACAAUUUUAUUUUGAGAAAAUUAGUGUUCCCAGUUAUCGCGGUGAUACCGCCACUCUUGUUAACGUAUUUUUUGGAAGACAUAAGUAUACUUAUUAAAUUCACAGGCUCGUACGCCGGCACCGGCAUACAGUAUAUCAUACCCACUUUCCUAGUGCUCUCUGCGAGACGGCAUUGCACAAAUUUACUCGGUCUUGGCGUUGUUAAUAAAUAUAAAAGUCCAUUUUCCAACAUCGCGUGGGCCAUAUUUGUGUUGCUUUGGUCCGUUAUGUGUAUCAUUUUAGUAUCAGUGAAUAUGUUCGAAAAGAACUCA
Messenger RNA from Brenthis ino (lesser marbled fritillary), 1473 nucleotides. The record is from the annotation of a GenBank genome assembly. Lineage: Eukaryota; Metazoa; Arthropoda; Insecta; Lepidoptera; Nymphalidae.